Molecule: messenger RNA, 1332 nt
Organism: Alternaria burnsii
Lineage: Eukaryota; Fungi; Ascomycota; Dothideomycetes; Pleosporales; Pleosporaceae
Product: short-chain specific acyl-dehydrogenase mitochondrial precursor
Exons: 4
Coding region: 1-1332 (443 amino acids)
Molecular function (GO): flavin adenine dinucleotide binding; oxidoreductase activity, acting on the CH-CH group of donors
Source: RefSeq, a predicted model, not a curated record
AUGUCUUCCACCGCCUUCGUCCCGUUUUCCGAACCGCCCUACAUCGUCGGCUUACCAUCCCCAUACUACAAAGAGACACAUCUGAGAUGGCAGAAAGCGUGUCGCGAGUUUGUGGACAAGCACAUGCUUGAGAAGUCACUAGAAUGGGACACAAAUGAAACUGUCCCUGAGCAUGUCUUUGAGACCUUCGCGAAAGCAGGCAUGCUAAUACCUACGCUGCCAGCACCUCUCCCAGUAGAAUGGUUGAAGAAGCUGGGCAUCCACGACAUCCUUGGUGUGGUGAAGGUUGAUGAAUGGGAUUACAUCCAUACUAUGAUCUAUGCUGAUGAGAUGGCACGAACUGGACUUGCAGGACCCUCUGGAUCCCUCACAACAGGCAUGUCCUUCGGCGUCCCGCCCAUCAUCAAAUAUGGCAACAAGCAGCUACAAGAGCGCUUCCUCCCAGAACUCCUUACCGGCAAGAAGCGAACCUGCAUUGCCAUCACCGAGCCCGAAGCCGGAUCAGACGUCGCGAACAUCACAACGACCGCUACGAAGACACUUGAUGGAAGACACUAUAUCAUCAAUGGAACCAAGAAGUGGAUCACCAAUGGAAUCUGGUCAGACUAUUCUUCUAUGGCUGUAAGAACCGGUGGCCCUGGACCAACAGGUCUGUCUAUGUUGGUUGUGCCUUUGAAAGGAUACCCAGGAGUCAACAUGCGUCGCCUGAAGGUUGGAGGCCAAGUGAGCGCAGGCACAACUUUCAUCGAAUUGGACGAUGUCAAAGUACCAGUCGAGAAUCUUAUUGGAGAAGAGGGAAUGGGCAUGAAGUACAUCAUGACAAACUUCAACCACGAACGGCUCACAAUUGCCAUUGGUGCAACCCGUCAAGCGCGUGUCGCCCUGUCCGCCGCUAUGGAGUACGUUCUCAAGCGCGAAGCCUUCGGAAAACCGCUCGUCGAUCAACCCGUCGUACGUCACCGCCUGGCGAAAGCCGGCGCUCUUUUGGAGUCUCAGUGGGCUUGGGUCGAGCAGUUCGUAUACCAGAUGGUACACCUACCAAAAGCAACAGCGGAUAUCGAACUAGGUGGAUUGACCGCUAUGGUCAAAGCACAAAGUGGUAUCGUACUGAACGAAUGCGCACAAACGGCGCAACUGCUAUUUGGCGGAAAUGGAUACACAAAGAGUGGGCAGGGAGAGUUGGUUGAGAGGAUCUACCGCGAGGUACCAGGCGUACGGAUACCCGGUGGUUCGGAAGACGUAAUGCUGGACUUGGGUGUGAGGCAGCUUGUGAAGAAUUUCAAGAACAAGACCAAGGCGAUGGAGAGACCCAAGGGUUCUUCGAAGCUAUAA